Messenger RNA from Brassica oleracea var. oleracea, 1089 nucleotides. Its product is annotated as peroxidase 25. The record is from RefSeq and is a predicted model, not a curated record. Gene Ontology annotation, biological process: response to oxidative stress; hydrogen peroxide catabolic process. Lineage: Eukaryota; Viridiplantae; Streptophyta; Magnoliopsida; Brassicales; Brassicaceae. The transcript is spliced from 4 exons. The coding region runs from base 59 to 1039 and encodes 326 amino acids. Gene Ontology annotation, molecular function: heme binding; peroxidase activity. Gene Ontology annotation, cellular component: plasmodesma; plant-type cell wall.
CAUCAGUGUACGUUGCUCGAUCACAAAGAUUUAAAAGAGUUAGGAAAAAAAAAAAAAAAUGGGAGUUUACUUUGGUAACUAUUGUUAUGUAAUGAUAAUAGUGUUGGUAUUGGGAGCAGAAGUGAGAAGUCAGUCGUUAAAAAAUGGUUAUUAUUCAACUUCAUGUCCAAAAGCUGAGUCCAUUGUACGGUCCACCGUUGAAUCCCACUUCGAUUCUGAUCCCACCAUUUCCCCUGGCUUGCUUAGGCUUCAUUUUCAUGACUGUUUUGUUCAGGGUUGUGAUGGAUCGGUUUUGAUUAAAGGGAAGUCUGCUGAGCAAGCAGCUCUAGCGAGUACCGGUCUAAGAGGGUUUGAAGUGAUAGAUGAUGCGAAAGCCCGGCUUGAGUCUGUGUGUCCUGGAGUCGUGUCAUGUGCAGAUAUACUUGCACUUGCUGCUCGUGACGCUGUUGACUUGAGUUCUGGACCAAGCUGGACAGUUCCAACGGGUCGUAAAGACGGUAGAAUCUCAUUAGCAUCGAAAGCAUCGAAUCUACCUUCUCCACUUGACUCUGUUGCUGUUCAAAGGCAAAAGUUUCAAGCUAAGGGAUUGGAUACUCAUGAUCUCGUUACUCUACUUGGUGCACAUACAAUAGGACAAACGGACUGUCAGUUUUUCCGUUACCGUUUAUACAACUUUACAGUGACCGGAAACUCCGACCCAACCAUAAGCCCAUCGUUUCUAACGCAGCUCAAAACUCUUUGUCCUCCCAAUGGAGACGGUUCGAAACGUGUUGCUCUUGACAUUGGCAGUCCAUCAAAUUUUGAUGUAAGCUUCUUCAAGAACCUACGAGACGGUAACGGUAUUUUGGAGUCGGACCAACGGCUUUGGUCGGACUCUGAGACAAAUGACGUGGUGAAGAAGUAUGCGAGUACUAUUAGAGGCUUGUUAGGGUUUAGGUUUGAUAAUGAGUUUGGUAAAGCUAUGAUUAAGAUGAGUUCCAUCGAUAUAAAAUCAGAUGUCGAUGGUGAGGUUAGGAAAAUUUGUUCUCAAGUGAACUAGUUUGAGUUAAGCGUAAGAAAUAUAUACAUGAAUAAUACCAUUGUCAGGUU